CUGUCAAAUCAAAACUGUCAUUGGUCAAUUGUCAAUUGUGUCUGUACGUCAUUCGAUUGUACGUCACGUUGAUUGCCAUGCUUUGCUUUUUAGUUAAUUUUUAUUAAAAAUGGCCAUAGAAAAAGGAAUUGCUCACCGAGCAGGGGCUUUUAAACAAUCAAAUAAAGAACAUAAACAUGGCAGACAUCGUUCUAAAGGGUCAAUUAGCGUAACAACUAAAGGAAAAGUAUCUGUAAAAAAUAUUUCUAAACGUAAUAAACGUGAACUUAAUAGAGAACAAAGGCGUAAUCAAUCGGUGCAAAUUAGACAAAAUAAAAGAGAUGAAGUUCUGGCUAAAAAGAGAUCUUUAGGGGGUAUGGAAUUUGCUCCUUUUUUAAUAUGUGUAGUGCCCCUCAAUAAGGAUAUAGACCCCAAUACUGCACUAACAUUAUUAUGUCAAUGUGAUGAAGAGGCAAUAGUUUCAAGAACAACAACUGGAGUUACUAACAUAAGUAUGCCAAGAUUCAAACAAAGGUUUCAGUUUGUAGUUCAAGAUAAAGAUCACGAUUUUGCAGUGUUAGAUACUUUAAAAGUUGCAGAUACAGUUUUAUUUUUAUUAUCUGCUGCAACUGGAAUAGAAGAUCGUGAAGCUGUUGUAGAUGAUUGGGGAAAUUCUAUUUUGUCUACAUCUUUUGCACAAGGUUUGCCUACUCCAUUGGUUGUAGUUACUGAUUUAGAAAGUAUUGUACCAAAGAAAAGAAAUGAAAUCAAGCAAGAUAUCCAAAAAAUAGUAAAUAAAUGGCUUCCUAAUGAGAAAAUUCUAGUUUUGGAUAAAAAUGUAGAUGGUGUAAAUGUUCUAAGAAAAAUUGGCAAUCAGAAACAGAAAUCUGUGCUGUAUAGAGAUCAUAGACCACAUUUAUUUGGAGAAGAAAUAGAAUAUGUUCCUGACUCUGAGGGUACUUUGGGAACUUUAAAAAUUACUGGAUAUUUAAGGGGAACAGCCUUAUCUGUGAAUCAGUUGGUUCACAUUCCUGGUUUAGGUGACUUUCAAUUGAGUCAGAUUGAUGCACCCAAUGACCCACAUAAGUUUGAUAAGAGUAAGGACAAAAAUCUAGAUUCGGAAAAUCAAGCUGUAAUAAGAGUCUUGGAAAGAUGCGAUCCUACUAAACAGGAGUCACUUGACUCAGAAAACAUUCCCAAUCCCAUGGAUGCUGAACAAACUUGGCCCACAGAAGAAGAGAUGGAGACGGCAGAAAAAGAACAAAAGUUAAAAAAAGUAAAGAAAGUCCCUAAGGGUUGGUCAGAUUACCAGGCUGCUUGGAUCCCAGAUGAAGAUGCUGAAUUUGUACUAGAUGAAUCAGAAGAAGAAAAUGAUGAAGAUGAAUUUAUGGAUGCUAUGUCUGAAGAACAAUCUGAUGAAGAAGACAAUUAUAAAGAUUCUGAUACAGUCGCAGAAUCAGAAGUGGCAGUAAAUGAUGAUAAAUAUGAUAAAGAUUUGGAUAUUCAUGCUGAAAAGCAAGCACUUGAAAAAUUGAAAGCUGCUAAGAGUGAUAGGGAUUUUCCUGAUGAAAUUGAUACUCCUUUGGAUACUCCUGCUAGUGUAAGAUUUCAGAAGUAUCGGGGAUUGGAAAGUUUUAGAACUUCUCCUUGGGACCCUAAAGAAAACCUCCCCAGUGACUAUGCACGAAUUUUUGAAUUCCAAAACUUUUAUAGAACCAAAAAGAGAGUUUUAAAGGAACAAGAAGACAAAGAUGGUGCUUUGCCUGGAUGGUUUCUAACAGUACAUGUAAAAGGUGUUUCACAACUUUUGUGGACGAAUUUCCAAGAAACAAAGGCACCUAUUACUUUAAUUGGCAUGUUCCCUUAUGAACACAAGAUGUCUGUUAUGAAUGUUGUACUUAGAAGGACACACAAUUAUAACUUGCCAAUUAAGUCCAAGGAACGAUUAGUUUUUCAAUGUGGAUACAGAAGAUUCAUUGUUAAUCCAAUUUUUAGUAGUCAUACUAAUGGUAGAAAACAUAAGUUUGAAAGGUAUUUCCAACCAGAAUCUACUUCAGUAGCAACUUUCUAUGCCCCAAUUCAGUUUCCACCUGCUCCUGUUCUUUGUUAUAAAGAAGUUAAUAAUAAACUGGUUCUUAUUGGUACAGGAAGUCUACUUUCUUGUAAUCCAGAUAGAUUGGUCGUUAAGAGGAUAGUUUUAUCAGGUUACCCAUUCAAAAUCCACAAAAAAUCGGCAGUCAUCAGAUUUAUGUUCUUCAAUAGAAAUGACAUAGUGUAUUUUAAACCAGUUAAACUAAGGACUAGAAUGGGCAGAACUGGGCACAUUAAGGAACCACUGGGUACUCACGGUCAUAUGAAAUGUAUAUUUGAUGGGCAUCUCAAUUCUCAAGACACAGUCAUGUUGAAUCUUUAUAAGAGGGUAUUUCCCAAAUGGACUUAUGAAGAUCUUAUUGUUAGUUGUGUUAAGGAUAGCAUGGAAAAUUAAAGUUAUAUUUUUCAAUUUAUUUUACAGAAAUUAUUAUGUACCUAAGUUGAGAAAAUAUAUCGAUUUAAAAAAGUGUUGGUUUG
Molecule: messenger RNA, 2547 nt
Organism: Psylliodes chrysocephalus
Lineage: Eukaryota; Metazoa; Arthropoda; Insecta; Coleoptera; Chrysomelidae
Source: the annotation of a GenBank genome assembly